Molecule: messenger RNA, 6472 nt
Organism: Sciurus carolinensis (gray squirrel)
Lineage: Eukaryota; Metazoa; Chordata; Mammalia; Rodentia; Sciuridae
Gene: Pxdn
Product: peroxidasin
Exons: 23
Coding region: 97-4536 (1479 amino acids)
Biological process (GO): response to oxidative stress
Molecular function (GO): protein binding; peroxidase activity; heme binding
Source: RefSeq, a predicted model, not a curated record
CCUCCGCCAGGCUGGCUCAGUCGCGAGCCGGCGGUGGACGCGCCGGGCCCUCCACAGUAGGUCGGUGCGAGCGAGCCUCGGUUCGCACCGUCGGCCAUGACCGCGCGCUCCGCGGGCCCCGCGCGCCGCUGCUUGCUGGCGCUCCUGCUGUGCUGCGGCUGGGGGGCGCUGGCGGUGGUCGCCCAGAAGCCGGGAGCCGGUUGUCCGAGCCGCUGUCUGUGUUUCCGCACCACGGUGCGCUGCAUGCAUCUGCUGCUGGAGGCCGUGCCGGCCGUGGCGCCGCAGACCUCCAUCCUGGACCUCCGCUUCAACAGAAUCAGAGAGAUCCAACCUGGGGCUUUCCGGCGACUGAGAAACUUGAACACGCUGCUUCUCAACAAUAAUCAGAUCAAGAAGAUCCCGAGCGGAGCUUUUGAAGACUUGGAAAAUUUAAAAUAUCUCUAUUUGUACAAGAAUGAGAUCCAGUCAAUUGACAGGCAAGCGUUUACGGGACUUGCCUCUCUAGAGCAACUAUACCUGCACUUCAACCAGAUAGAGACUCUGGACCCAGACUCCUUCCAGCACCUGCCCAAGCUUGAGAGGCUGUUUUUACAUAACAAUAGGAUCACACACUUGGUUCCCGGGACCUUCAGUCACUUGGAAUCCAUGAAAAGAUUGCGACUGGACUCCAACGCGCUUCACUGUGACUGUGAGAUCCUGUGGCUGGCGGACCUGCUGAAGACCUACGCGCAGUCCGGGAACGCGCAGGCGGCAGCCACCUGCGAAUAUCCCAGACGCAUCCAGGGGAGGUCGGUGGCGACCAUCACUCCGGAGGAGCUCAACUGUGAGAGGCCUCGGAUCACUUCAGAGCCCCAGGACGCAGACGUCGUUCCUGGGAACACCGUGUACUUCACCUGUCGGGCGGAAGGCAACCCCAAGCCCGAGAUCAUCUGGCUCCGAAACAAUAACGAGCUGAGCAUGAAGACAGACUCCCGCCUGAACCUGCUGGACGAUGGGACCCUGAUGAUCCAGAAUACGCAGGAGACGGACCAGGGCAUCUACCAGUGCAUGGCGAAGAACGUGGCUGGAGAGGUGAAGACACAGGAGGUGACCCUCAGGUACUUUGGGUCUCCAGCGCGACCUGCUUUUGUGAUCCAGCCGCAGAACACAGAGGUGCUGGUGGGAGAGAGCGUCACGCUGGAGUGCAGCGCCACAGGCCACCCUCCGCCGAGGAUCUCCUGGACCCGAGGGGACGGCACGCCCCUGCCCGUCGACCCCCGGGUGAACAUCACUCCCUCUGGCGGCCUGUACAUACAAAACGUGGCCCCGGGUGACGGCGGGCAGUACACCUGCUUUGCGUCCAACAGCAUCGACAGCAUCCAGGCCACUGCCUUCAUCAUUGUCCAGGCUCUUCCUCAGUUCACGGUGACUCCUGAGGACAGAGUGGUCAUUGAGGGUCAGACAGUUGAUUUCCAGUGUGAGGCAACAGGCAACCCGCAGCCGGUCAUCGCCUGGACCAAGGGAGGCAGCCAGCUCUCCGUGGACCGGCGGCACCUGGUGCUGUCGUCAGGCACGCUCAGGAUCUCGGGGGUGGCCCUGCAUGACCAGGGCCAGUACGAGUGCCAGGCCGUCAACAUCAUCGGCUCCCGGAAGGUGGUGGUGCAGCUGACCGUGCAGCCCCGAGUCACCCCGGUGUUCACCAGCAUUCCCAGCGACCUGACGGUGGAGGUGGGCACCAACGUGCAGCUCCCGUGCAGCUCCCAGGGCGAGCCGCAGCCAGCCAUCACCUGGAACAAGGAUGGGGUUCAGGUAACGGAAAGUGGAAAGUUUCACAUCAGCCCUGAAGGAUUUUUGACCAUCCAUGAUGUUGGGACGGCAGACGUGGGUCGCUAUGAAUGUGUGGCCCGGAACACCAUUGGGUACGCCUCGGUCGGCAUGGUGCUCAGCGUGAACGUUCCCGACGUCAGUCGAAACGGGGACCCGUUUGUUGCCACCUCCAUUGUGGAAGCGAUCGCUACUGUGGACAGGGCCAUCAACUCCACACGGACACACUUGUUUGACAGCCGUCCUCGUUCUCCAAAUGACCUGCUGGCCCUGUUCCGCUACCCGAGGGACCCGUACACGGUGGGACAAGCCCGAGCAGGGGAGAUAUUCGAGCGGACCCUGCAGCUCAUCCAGGAGCACGUGCAGCAUGGCCUGAUGGUGGACCUGAACGGAACAAGUUACCACUACAACGACCUGGUAUCCCCGCAGUACCUGAGCCUCAUCGCCAACCUGUCGGGCUGCACCGCCCACCGGCGCGUGAACAACUGCUCCGACAUGUGCUUCCACCAGAAGUACAGGACGCACGAUGGCACCUGCAACAACCUGCAGCACCCCAUGUGGGGCGCCUCGCUCACCGCCUUCGAGCGCCUGCUGAAGGCCGUGUACGAGAACGGCUUCAACACGCCCCGCGGCAUCAAUCCCCAGCGGCUGUACAACGGGCACGUGCUGCCCAUGCCCCGCCUGGUGUCCACCACCCUGAUCGGCACCGAGGCGGUCACAGCCGACGACCAGUUCACGCACAUGCUGAUGCAGUGGGGCCAGUUCCUGGACCAUGACCUGGACUCCACGGUGGUGGCCCUGAGCCAGGCCCGCUUCUCGGACGGGCAGCACUGCAGCUCCGCGUGCAGCAACGACCCGCCCUGCUUCUCAGUCAUGAUCCCGCCCAACGACCCGCGCGUGCGCGGUGGGGCGCGCUGCAUGUUCUUCGUGCGCUCCAGCCCCGUGUGCGGCAGCGGCAUGACCUCCCUGCUCAUGAACUCCGUGUACCCGCGGGAGCAGAUCAACCAGCUCACCUCCUACAUCGACGCCUCCAACGUGUACGGCAGCUCAGACCACGAGGCCCGCAGCAUCCGGGACCUGGCCAGCCACCGCGGCCUGCUGCGGCAGGGCAUUGUGCAGCGCUCCGGGAAGCCCCUGCUGCCCUUCGCCACGGGGCCCCCCACCGAGUGCAUGCGGGACGAGAACGAGAGCCCCAUCCCUUGCUUCCUGGCUGGGGACCACCGCGCCAAUGAGCAGCUGGGCCUGACCAGCAUGCACACGCUGUGGUUCCGCGAGCACAACCGCAUCGCCACGGAGCUGCUUAAGCUGAACCCGCACUGGGACGGGGACACCAUCUACCACGAGACCCGCAAGAUCGUGGGCGCAGAGAUCCAGCACAUCACCUACCAGCACUGGCUGCCCAAGGUCAUGGGGGAGGUGGGCAUGAAGAUGCUGGGCGAGUACCACGGCUACGACCCCAGCGUCAACGCCGGCAUCUUCAACGCCUUCGCCACCGCGGCCUUCCGGUUCGGCCACACGCUGAUCAACCCCGUGCUCCAGCGGCUGGAUGACAGCUUCCGGCCCAUUGCACAGGGCCACGUCCCGCUCCACAAGGCCUUCUUCUCACCCUUCCGCAUCGUGAACGAGGGGGGCAUCGACCCGCUUCUCAGGGGGCUCUUCGGGGUGGCGGGGAAGAUGCGCGUGCCCUCCCAGCUGCUGAACACGGAGCUCACGGAGCGACUCUUCUCCAUGGCGCACACUGUGGCCCUUGACCUGGCUGCCAUCAACAUCCAGCGUGGCCGGGACCAUGGCAUCCCGCCCUACCACGACUACAGGGUCUACUGCAACCUGUCCGCCGCCCACACCUUCGAGGACCUGAAGAACGAGAUCAAGAAUCCUGAGAUCCGUGAGAAGCUGAGAAGACUGUACGGCUCCACACUCAACAUCGACCUGUUCCCAGCCCUCAUGGUGGAGGACCUGGUUCCCGGCAGCCGCCUUGGGCCCACCCUGAUGUGCCUGCUCAGUACACAGUUCCGGCGCCUGCGAGAUGGGGACAGGUUGUGGUACGAGAACCCGGGGGUGUUCUCCCCCGCCCAGCUGACGCAGCUCAAGCAGACCUCCCUGGCCAGGGUCCUCUGCGACAACUCGGACAACAUCACCCGCGUGCCGGGGGACGUGUUCAGGGUGGCGGAGUUCCCGCACGGCUACAGCAGCUGCGAGGACAUCCCCCGCGUGGACCUGCGGGUGUGGCAGGACUGCUGUGAAGACUGCAGGACCAGGGGGCAGUUCAACGCGUUUUCCUACCACUUCCGAGGCAGACGGUCUCUGGACUUCAGCUACAGGGAGGACGAGCCCCCGCGGGGAGCCCGGUCCCGCAGGAUGCGCAGUGUCCUGAAACCCAGUGAACCACGGGGCAAUGCCACCUCGGCUGCCCGGAAGCACCUGGGAGCGCCAGCCACCAGUGACUUCAGAGAAUUCGUCCUGGAAAUGCAGAAGACCAUCUCAGCCCUCAGGAAGCAGAUCAACAGGCUGGAGACCCGACUCAGCACCACGGAGUGUGUGGAUGCCAGUGGAGAGUCCCACGCCAACAACGCCAAGUGGAGACCUGAUGCCUGCACCGUCUGUGGGUGCAAAGACGGGCAGGUCACCUGCUUCGUGGAUUCUUGCCCUCCUGCCACCUGCCCUGAGCCUGUGAAAACCCAAGGAGCGUGUUGUCCAGUCUGCGUGAAGGAGGCCGCCGAGGAGAAGCCCUAGCCCCUGCACGCUCCUCCAAGUUGGUCUGGGCAGCACUCGUCAGAUCAGACCCAGGCAGUGCCUGGACUCCAGGUGGAGGCUGGGCUGUGCGGUCAGCCACCCAGGCUGCCCAGACCCGUGCUCUGUGGAGAAAACAGCGGGCAGGAGGGGAGCUGACUCUUCACGUUAGACUUCUCAGGUUUUUAUUUAAUUCUUUUAAAGUGAAAAUUUGGUGCUACUAUUAAAUCGCACAGUUAACUCUGCAGGCUCCUAAAUUGAUUCUGCCUGAUAACACCACUUCUUUUAAGUGAGGAGCCUCUGUCCGCUCUGCCCGCUCCGGGCCAGGCGCUUGCAGACGGGGGUUGCCGGCAGCUGGGGUGCUGCAGGAGGCUCUUGAAGCCUGGGCUGUGUCAGGUCAAUUCACACAGAAAACCGUGUUUGGCAAAUGGAACAGAAUCUUCACUAGGGUGUUCUGGGGACCCGGGCCGACGCCCUGGCUCCGCUGCCUCCCUGCUGUCUGUCCCCACGUCUCGGUCCUUCCUCAGCUCCUCACUUAACGGUGAAACAGAGCAGCCCUGUGUCAACCCCUGCUCCUCCUCCCACCAGAGGGACGUGACCAGCCCACAGUACCGACGGGCGCUUUCCCCUCCAGCAGGAGUGAACCCCUCGCCCCCUCGGCCUCCUGGAAGGCCUGUGUGGGGGCCGAGUGCCCACAGCCUUGGUGACUUGCAAGCUCCUCUGCUGACCGCUCCUCUGCUGACCAUGGAGCAAGACCCACUCUCCAGACCCCUCUGCAGGGUAGGACAGCUGGAGUCCCAGUGUGGGGACUCUGACUCCAUAUCAUGUGAACAGUGGAAAAAUGAGUCCCUCUACCUUGUGUGUUUUUAAACUGCAUGAUGUUUUAUAUUAAGAAACUGCCCAUUUCCUAGGUGUUAGAUAUGGCAGAAAAAUCACUUCCAUUACACAAAAGUUUUUUUGAUUUAUUUUUUUUUGGUUUAUUUUUUUUAAUUUUUAUAGAAUUUAGUGAAAAGCAACUGUCAUACCUCAUGGUCUCUUUAAUUGACCAAAACCUUCCAUUAGUCUAAAGACGAAGCAAUCUGGGUUUCGAGGAAUAUUUCCUGAAAAUGCUGAUUUUGUUCAACACUUCCUGACACUCUUCCUGCCUGAGGUGGCUUGGGGCACCUGCAGGACCUGGGGUCAGAGCCAGGUGGCAGGAGUUCUUGUGGGGUCACCAAGGGGACCCUCAUGGGGACAGGGAAGCCUGGGUUCCUUGCAGCACAGAGGGGCCUCCAAAGCCUGGCGAGACUGGUGUGACGGACAGGCUGGCCAGGUGUCUCCCAGACAGCCUGAGGCCGGCCGCGCGGGCCGCCAGCAUCCUCGCAGUGGCUUGUGGCCUGUGUACGAACUUGGUCGUCUCACUUCUCAUCCUCACCUGGCCCAGGGAUGAACUAAGGCUGGCUCGUGUUUCCCAGGGCGUGGCUUUUCUUCUGAAAUAUGAAGUCGAAUUUAGCAAUCAGAUCUUAAAACGAUUCCUGUAAACUGGGAAGUGUACGAGUUUGCCUAAUAUUCGGUGGCUGACUGCUCAGGUGGAAGAGUGGCCGCCAACCUGCAUCGUGGUGCUUUGCUGCCUCACGAGUGCUGUGGAGGAUCCAUGGUGCAGUGCGUGGCUUGGGCACGUAUCCAGGGCUGUCAUUUUCUGUAACUCCAGGUGACGUGCCUGGGGGGCCCCCAGAUUGGCGCUCAGUCUUGGUGACCAGUGCGGUGGGCAGGGCCUGAGGAGUGUCCCCAGUAGCAGGUGAGAGUGUGCCUAAAGCGAGUGUAGAUAUCUGUUUCCUGUUCUGACUGUCGCAACAGCCAAACGCCUUUUUCAUACUCGCUGUAUUCAGUACAUUACCAAAGAAACGUUUGCACUAUGUAAUGACGCCUUCGGUUCUAAUAAAGGCCACCUUGUCCAGAG